UUGGUUUAUUCCCACACGCUAAGGUUUGUUUUUCAUGUCGAGCCCCCAGCCCAGCUGAACUCGGAUGUGAAGUGGCUCUUGGCCCCUGAGCCUCCCUGAAAGGGCCCGUCUCCCCUGAUCUGAGCACAAAGGACCCCCGCCGUGCUCUGGGGGUGGGAUGCUUUCACAGUGCGCCCUGAUGGGGGGGGGGAUCGUCAGUGGGCCUGGAACUCUCCAUCACCUCUGUUUAUGGGAUGCCAGCUGAUUGGCAGGCCUCCUGAGCUCAGUUAUUUGCCUGUUGAUUCUCUCUCUCCCUGUCAGACACCGUGAUGCCCCCACCCCACCCCCCAUCCCUUUAUAGCUGCUGUGCUUUCGAGGGACGCAGGAGAGAGUUGGUGUCUCUCAUUGGUCACGUGCUCUGUGAUAGCCAAUCAGCUGUGAGAGAUCUGGGCCUAGGACACCCCCCUUAUCACAUUUUACUCCCCCCCCCACCUCCACAAAGCAGCUUCCAGGUCAGCUCUGCAUGCUUUCCUAGAGCUGCGACCCAAAAGCACACGUCAGCCUGUGUGGUGCCUGACUAAUAGAGUUGACAGUGUCGGAUUGUGCUGAGUCGGUCGCCUUGGCCAAAUCGUUUCGUUGAGCAGAGGCAAAAAUGUUCUGUGAUACGCACAAAACUCGGUUCCGUGCCGAGCCGGAAGCUAAUGACCCAGCUUCCUUGGUUAAUCGACAGAGGCCUCCCCAUCGUCGUGCUAACCCCUGCCCCCCCCCUCCCCAGAGCACGCCGACGGGCUGUGCUACCGGCUGACGGCCGUGUGCCCCACGGUGAAGCCGCAGACGCAGGGCCUGGCCAAGGACGCCUGGGAGAUCCCGCGCGAGUCGCUGCGGCUGGAGGUGAAGCUGGGCCAGGGCUGCUUCGGAGAGGUCUGGAUGGGCACCUGGAACGGCACCACCAAGGUGGCUAUCAAGACGCUGAAACCGGGCACCAUGUCGCCCGAGGCCUUCCUACAGGAGGCCCAGAUCAUGAAGAAGCUCCGGCACGACAAGCUGGUGCCCCUCUAUGCUGUGGUGUCUGAGGAGCCCAUCUACAUAGUCACUGAAUACAUGGCCAAAGGGAGCUUGCUGGACUUCCUGAAGGAGGGAGACGGCCGCUUCCUGAAGCUCCCCCAGCUUGUGGACAUGGCUGCCCAGGUGAGCGCCUGGCGCUGCGUUCCCAUUGGCCGUCUCUCGCCCAGUUGUGGAUCUUGCUGCUUAUGAUGGGGAGCAUGUAGCCUGUAUAGAUAUUUAAGGAU
Molecule: messenger RNA, 1268 nt
Organism: Paramormyrops kingsleyae
Lineage: Eukaryota; Metazoa; Chordata; Actinopteri; Osteoglossiformes; Mormyridae
Source: RefSeq, a predicted model, not a curated record